UGAAAAUUUCCAUUUCAAUUCCAUUCUAUUCCACAGGCUUCUGCCAUUUUGACGUUUGACGUUUUUGCAAACGACAUUUUUCUUUCUUUCAUCGUAAAACACUCGAACCGAAUUGAUCGGUUUAGAAAAGUUACAACAUGGUAAACGGACGAAUCCCAUCCGUCUUCUCGAAGACCUAUGUGACCCCACGUCGCCCAUAUGAAAAGGCACGUUUGGAUCAGGAAUUGAAAAUCAUUGGCGAAUAUGGUCUCCGUAACAAGCGUGAGGUCUGGAGAGUCAAAUAUGCUCUAGCUAAAAUCCGUAAGGCUGCUCGUGAGCUCCUUACUUUGGAAGAGAAGGAUGAAAAGAGAUUGUUCCAAGGUAACGCUCUUUUGCGUCGUUUGGUGCGUAUUGGUGUCUUGGAUGAGUCACGCAUGAAGCUCGAUUACGUGUUGGGUUUGAAAAUCGAAGAUUUCUUGGAACGUCGUCUCCAGACUCAAGUCUUCAAAUUGGGAUUAGCCAAGUCCAUCCAUCACGCUCGUGUCUUGAUCCGUCAAAGACAUAUCCGUGUCCGCAAACAAGUCGUCAACAUCCCAUCAUUUGUUGUUCGUUUGGACUCACAAAAACACAUUGACUUCUCAUUGAAAUCGCCCUUCGGUGGUGGCCGUCCAGGUCGCGUGAAGAGGAAGAACAUGAAGAAGAACCAAGGAGGUGCCGCACCAGCUGAAGAAGAAGAAGAUUAAGCUAUUCGCUGCACGGGAAGAUAGGUGAUUCCUAUCGGGUCUUUGAUAAUAAAUAAAAGUUUUAUAGAAAUAUAAA
Messenger RNA from Episyrphus balteatus (marmalade hoverfly), 798 nucleotides. RefSeq names its product 40S ribosomal protein S9 (gene RpS9). The record is from RefSeq and is a predicted model, not a curated record. The transcript is spliced from 4 exons. Gene Ontology annotation, molecular function: structural constituent of ribosome; rRNA binding. Lineage: Eukaryota; Metazoa; Arthropoda; Insecta; Diptera; Syrphidae. The coding region runs from base 138 to 722 and encodes 194 amino acids. Gene Ontology annotation, cellular component: cytosolic small ribosomal subunit. Gene Ontology annotation, biological process: positive regulation of translational fidelity; translation.